Chara braunii is the source of this 2769-nucleotide messenger RNA. NCBI's taxonomy places the organism in Eukaryota, Viridiplantae, Streptophyta, Charophyceae, Charales, Characeae. The record is from the annotation of a GenBank genome assembly.
CCUACGACACUUGCCUGCUCCCUGAAGAAUUAUACACCAUCUGACCCAACCGUCGCUCGAUGGUUGACGUACAUUUGAAUGUUUAAUUUCGAGCUGGAAAGGAUCCCAGGGAACAAGAAUAGGGCUGAUGGCCUGAGCCGCGUCAACUGGGACAGUGUGAGUCAGGACUCGACCGAAGACACCCCGCCAGUCGACGGGUUCCUAGAUCAGGAGGAAGACGUGCGGCUCCAUAUAAACGAGUGGGCGCUGCGAGUACCCAACUGUGUCAGCCACCCCAUAUGGAUAGCACCAAGAGGAUAUGAGCGGAAGGCCGACUUGGUCCUUAAGCCAUUUCAGGAGGAGGAUCCGUGGGGAGGCAAGGAUGUCCAGUGGAUGAUGAAGCUGGCGCUGGCAGGGACGCAUGGCCUGGUGGAAGAGGUGAGGGCGAUAGAGGAAGGGCCCACUCAAGUGGAGGAGCAUGAGCAGUUGAUGGGAGGAAUGUACCUGCUCACAAAUAUGCCAGUGCAAGGGGACUUUGACCAGAGGAACUCCCUAAGCCCAAUGGAGAGUGAGGACCUCGUCCCGGAAAGCCAGGAUGACGAGUUCGAAGAAGGGGAGAUUAAGAAGGCAUUCGGGGCAGAGGAGUACGAUGGGAUUUAUCUUGAGUUGGGUCUGCUCCUAUCCUGUGAAAUGAGAGACAGGGAUGCUAGCGACAAGGCUCAGAAGAUGAGGCACCUCUACGUGUUGAGAGAUGACCAUCUGUUUAUAAAGCGGCAAGUUGGGAACCCCAAGUGGAUUGUAUGCGGGAGAAACCGACAACUGGACAUUAUAGCGGCAUUACAUGAUGGUAUAGUAGGAGGGCACAGGGGGAUAGGCGCCACGUGUGCAAAGAUAAGUGAGCUAUACCACUGGGAUGGAAUGUUGAGCAUGGUCAUCAAGUACUGCCAGUCUUGUGUCCCUUGUCAAGAGAGGUCUGCCCAAAGGCCAGGGGAGCCCAUGCACCCAAGGUUGGAGACGGAGAGACCUCUCAGGGCAUCCGGAGGGGGAGAGCGGCAUGGGCCCUUCAGGAGAGAGCCUACACCCGUGUUUGAUGACGACAACAUCGAUCUUUCCUUGGACGUCUACCGAGAGCAUGCAGCCCAAAGAGGAUGGGACGUGUCUGAGAGAAUACAUCACUUAAGGGGAAUUGGGAGGUUCGAGGAGCCCAUCGCGCAAAUCAGGGAGGAGGCACUGACCUGGUCGGAGGUAGAGGCGAGGAUGCAGAGAUUGAGAGCUUCGCCUUUGGGGAGUGAUGGGCUACCUAUCCGCUUGGAGGAAGGGAACGUGGAGGAGUUCAUCCCGGCAUACGAACAGUAUAUGAGCGAUCAGGGGGCUCUGAGGGAUGAGUGGGUGCAGGCGCUACUUAUUUGGACCAGAGGAGCGGAGCGUCCGCUGGCGAGGCAGAUCCGGGAUCGGGCACGAGAUUGGGAGGACUGUCGGGCUCAGUUGAGGGAGGCAUUCCGGUGGCCGGAACCAGAAAGGCCAGAACCCAGGAUUGACAGAAGACGGCGAAGCAAAAGGCUAAGAGAUUUGGAGGCAAGAGGACCGGUUAAGUCGAGAGGCGGCUGGAAAGCCUUGGCACAACGGGAAGGAGGACAAGCAGGACCAACUAGGGCGAGGGAGUCCUUCCCUGCUUGUGGCCUCAGGCAGGUGGAGUUUCAUCCAGUCACGGAGGAUGACCUACUGGGGUCCUCGUCACAGACACCAGAGCGGAGGGAGAGCGAGGUACUGGCAUCGCCGUUCAGAAGCCUGGAAGCUCACCUGGAUGCGUCCCAGUGGGAGGCCCCUUCAGCAGGGGUGAGCCCUACGGACCCACCAGGAGGGGAGCCGACUCGCCCCGAGACCGAGGCGGAGCCACUCAGAUUGAAGGGGGUAGGUGCGGAAGAUGUUAUUAUGAUAGACGGGGAUACUCCUCCCGGCACCCCAGCUCGAGUCCAGAUGCGUCAGUCAUGGCCAAAGGGAUUUCCGAAGCCAGACCGUCAGGAGGCACCGAUGCCGCUACCAGAAGCCUCUAUGUCACCCCGACAGGAGGUUGAGGCAAGGGGAUCGGAAGAGAGAUGGAGGACGGAGCCCCGUCUGGUCAUUGACUCACGGUUAGUUGCGCAUGCGGCUAAGCACCCUAACAUUGAGGGGCCCAGCUUGGUUGGGCCAUCAUCGGGGCCAGCGUUUGCUGAGUCAGGAGGAGGCUCGCAGGCUGCGGUUGGGGAAGUCAUGGAGGCAAUCACAGAAAAGGAGCCAGACGAAGCCGCCCGGGCGAAGCUUGCCAAGAUACAGGCCCGCCUCGUAGAGAUACAUGAGCGGAGGGACAGGAUGGAGGCUGCGGGGAUGGUGCCCACGCCGCCAUCUGACCCCAAGACAGGCAAGGAGAGGAUUGACGAGUUGUGGGCCAAGUAUGAGACUCGAGGGGAAGCAGCUAGCAGGAGGCCACAGGAAGGCGGGCAGGCCAGAGAGAGGGCAAGCGAAGUGAUGGAGGUUGGAAAGUUGGGAUUCUUUGCUGCCAGAGAGGCCAUCGAGCGAGUGGAUGGAAGGGUACGACAAGCGGCCACCAUAUCCUUCCAAAGGUACUCCCUGCUCAGUGAUGGCAGUGAGCUGGCCCUCAGGAAAGAGGAGGUGGAACAACUAACUACCCAGCUCGCAGAGGAGAGGGCCGAGAAUAAGGCCUAGCGAGCUCGCCUGGAGGCAAAGGAGGCUGAGUGGGAGAAGAAGCUCAAGGAAAUGGCGUCCGCAGUGGAAAGACUUGCCGCUACCAAG